AUGGAAGAUCAACAUAAAAUUCGACAAAUGUCUGCAGCAGGCAUCCAUCCUCGGGAAAUGCUUUCAACUCUUCACCAAAGCAACCCAAAUCUUACAGCUAUUUCAAAAACUAUUUACAAUGUUCGAGAUAAGAUUCGACGUGAUAAUCUUCAGGGUCGCACUUCAAUUCAGGCUCUUCUUGAUAAGCUUAAAGAAGGAAGCUUUGAGUAUGACUUUCAAUGCAGUGAAAAUGGUCAUUUGACCCACCUCUUUUUUGCAUAUCCUAUAUCAAUCGUACUUAUUAAAACUUAUAGCUCUGUUCUUUUGAUGGAUUGUACUUACAAAACUAAUAAGUUUAUAAUGCCACUCCUUCAUAUUAUUGGUAUGACGAGUUUCAAUAUUACAUUUUCUUCUUGUUUUGCUUUUCUAAAAUCGGAACAAGAAGAAGAUUAUGAAUGGGCUCUCAUUUGUGUUGCUUGUAUUUUUAAGGAGAUUUCAAAGCCUCAGUUCCCUACGGACGAAAAAUGGAUUGAAUUUUUGGGCAACUGGAUUACUGUAAUAAAAUCUAAAACAGAGGAAGAUUUUAAUAAAAAAUGGGAAGAAUUGGCGAAAAAAUAUAAUAAGAAUCCAUCAAUUGUUAAAUAUCUGCAGGACAUAUGGUUACCAUUAAAAAAACAUUUUGUGAGUCUUUGGAUAGAUCGUUACUUGCAUUUGGGUAAUGUAACUAUAUCACGGGUAGAAGGAUCCCACGCAAUGCUAAAAAAGUAUCUUCAAGUAUUGACAGGUCUUCCUUGUACCCACAAAAUUCAGGAACGUCUUAUUAAUAAUCAAUAUCUGCAACUUACCGAUUUUCAUCAACAUUGGUGGCUUCAAGAAUGUCAAUUGCUUCCACAAAUACCAAAUAAAACUGAAGAUCAUUUAUGA
Acaulospora morrowiae is the source of this 903-nucleotide messenger RNA. The record is from the annotation of a GenBank genome assembly. Lineage: Eukaryota; Fungi; Glomeromycota; Glomeromycetes; Diversisporales; Acaulosporaceae.